CAAAAAGUGUGCAUGUGGUCGAUUGGACAGUCAUUUUUCUGACAUAUUUGGCUAAAUAAUUGCCUCAAAAUUAACGAUGAGUAGAGUAAGGUAUGAAGUAGACUACGGAGAUGAUGAUGGGGAUUAUUACCAGGAUGAUAGUCAUGGCUACGGAAUGCACACAGGUGAUCCGCAGCGUGACUUGGCCUAUGAGAGGCAACUUCCCAACACGGUCAGCUCCUACAUUCUGCCUGACGAGAUCAAGAAUUUCUUGAUGUUCUUCCAGCGGAGCAUCAAGGAGAACCAACUCUACGAUAUCAGCCAGUGCUACGAGAGAGAUUUCAACAAGCUGACUGAGAGGUUCUUCAAGAAUUCUUCCUGGCCGGAUGCAGAGAGCAUUCAGACGGUGGUCGGACAUGAUCCUGUGUUCAACAUCUUGUACAAGGAGCUGUACUAUCGUCACAUCUAUGCUAGAGUCACAUCGGGUCCAUCGCAGGAGCAGCGUUUUGAGUCUUACUACAACUAUUGCAACCUCUUCAACUUUAUCCUGAAUGCGGAUGGACCUGUGAGAUUGGAGUUGCCAGAUCAGUGGUUGUGGGACGUUAUUGAUGAGUUUAUUUACCAGUUCCAAGAAUUCAGCAAGUAUCGUAGCAAGCUGUCAGGAAAGGCGGACGAUGAAAUCACCAUCCUCAAGCAAAACCCAAAGAUCUGGAAUGUGCAUAGCGUGCUGAACGUUCUGCAUUCCCUGGUGGACAAGUCCAACAUCAACAAGCAACUAGAGGUCUACGCCAGCGCAGGUGAUCCAGACAGUGUCGCGGGAGACUUUGGUCGUCAUCCGUUAUACAAGAUGCUUGGCUACUUCAGUCUGAUCGGCCUGCUACGACUUCACUCUCUGCUGGGUGACUACUACCAGGCGAUCAAAGUCCUGGAAAACAUCGAACUCAACAAGCAAACUCUCUACUCGAGGGUGACAGCCUGCCAGGUCACCACCUAUUACUAUGUGGGCUUUGCCUACCUCAUGAUGCGGAGGUAUCAGGACGCCAUACGGAGCUUCACUAACAUCUUGCUGUACAUCCAGCGCACCAGCCGCAUGAUGCCACCGGGCUCCUACCAAGUGGAUUUGAUUAAGAAGAUCAAUGAGCAGAUCUACACGUUGCUGGGGAUCGCGCUGACCCUUCAUCCCAUGCGCAUUGAUGAGAGCGUCCACAUGCAACUGAAGGAGAAGAUGGGAGAUAAAUUGGCCAAGAUGCAGCGAGGUGAGAUGCAAGCCUUUGAGGAUGCCUUCAGUUUCUCCUGUCCUCGUUUCUUGUCUCCGGUGCCUCCCAACUACGAGGUCCUUCAGGGCAACUUCCAUCGCGAGCCUUUCUCACUUCAGAUGAAAGUCUUUCGUGAGGAGAUCCAGCAGCAGUUGGCUAUACCCACCAUCCGGAGUUUCUUGAAGCUCUACACCACUAUGCCGAUCUCCAAGCUGGCUGUGUUUCUGGAAAUGUCGGAGGAAGACUUCAGAACUCACCUGCUGUGCUUCAAGCAUAAGAUGAAGAACCUGGUGUGGACCAAGGGCACCAGUGGUUUGGCUGGGGAGUUUCAGUCAGCAUCCGAGGUUGACUUCUACAUCGAUCAGGACAUGAUUCACAUUGCUGACACCAAGGUGGCUCGUCGCUAUGGCGAUUUCUUCAUCCGCCAGAUCCAUAAAUUUGAUGAGUUUAACCGCUCUAUGAAGAAGCCCAUUGGACCCCUAUAGUGCGAACUCGAUGAAAGCUUGAUCAACAAAACUGACAUUGUUUAAAUGUCAUAGUUUCCCCACUCCUCCAAACAGUUUCAACUAAUCGAACACUGAAGUAUAUUUCAUUUCAACAAAAUUAUGUCAACUUUUACUAAUAUGGCUUUCUGUUCUCGAUGUCCAGAGUUUUAAAGAGAAUUGUGAAAGUUUUGUUUUAAAAUAUUCAAAAUUCAAAAUGUGUAUCAUGGAAAAGCCUUCACAGAAAUUCAUAAAAAUUUUAACAUUUUGAGCAAAUGUUUUGCAGUUUGCUUUGAAAUCUCGCUACACAUUUUUUUCACACUUUACACAUCAAAUUUAUCCAUAAAAUAGGGCUCAACUUGUGUACUUUAUUUUAUGGUAUGUUAAUACAGUUUAAAGGUGGAGUAGAUCGUUUGCAGCUAUCCAAAAAGUAACUGACCAAAUU
Messenger RNA from Patiria miniata (bat star), 2162 nucleotides. RefSeq names its product eukaryotic translation initiation factor 3 subunit L-like. The transcript is spliced from 18 exons. Gene Ontology annotation, cellular component: eukaryotic translation initiation factor 3 complex; cytoplasm. The coding region runs from base 77 to 1720 and encodes 547 amino acids. Lineage: Eukaryota; Metazoa; Echinodermata; Asteroidea; Valvatida; Asterinidae. Gene Ontology annotation, biological process: translational initiation. Gene Ontology annotation, molecular function: protein binding; translation initiation factor activity. The record is from RefSeq and is a predicted model, not a curated record.